This is a messenger RNA of Daktulosphaira vitifoliae (grape phylloxera), 3037 nucleotides long. RefSeq lists its product as uncharacterized. Gene Ontology annotation, molecular function: nucleic acid binding; zinc ion binding. NCBI's taxonomy places the organism in Eukaryota, Metazoa, Arthropoda, Insecta, Hemiptera, Phylloxeridae. The transcript has a single exon. The coding region runs from base 395 to 2908 and encodes 837 amino acids. The record is from RefSeq and is a predicted model, not a curated record.
ACAGUGUCGACGUGAUCGGGCUCUACGGCUCUACGAAACGUCGGCACGAGCGCAGUUUCCCUAGCUCGGGGAAUCGGGCGCGUCCUCAGGUUGCGGAUAGAGGAACGGCCUGCAGAUAUGCAGGUUAGCCGCGAAAUAAGCAGUCCAUUCAUUUGGACUGACGAAUAAGCGGUCGCGGACAGCGAGCCCCUCGUUCGCUCGUUAACCCUGCAGAUAUGCAGGGUAGCCGUGAUAUAAGCCACUCCUAGAGUGGACGAAUAAGCGGUAGCGUUCGAGGAAAACGGGCAGGUGGGCCCGAUAGCCUGGUAAGGCGACCACCUAGGUGAAGGUAACACCGAAAACAAAUCCCCUGGCGGUAGGUAAAACGCAGGGAAGGACACCCGUAAAACCAAUCAUGGAAGGAAACCAUUCAAAUAUAACGGUUACCGCGCCAGGAGAAUCGGAGUCUCCAGGGCCGGCUGGGAAAGGUGUCGCUACAGGCCUAACCCGGUCGUCAUCCAGCGACUGUACCAGAACCGUGGGACUGGUGAGGCAGGGUCCAGGGGGCGUUCGCGCCCAAGCUACUGUCGGAGGAUGUGCCAAGCAGGCAUCCUCCAGUGACCUUAGGGUCACUGAGGUAACUGCUGGUGGCUUAGCUACCAUCGAGGAGAUGGUGGACGACUGGGAAGGCGUGCGUGAGCGUUUUCGUGACGACAUGCCGCUAACUCAGUCGGAGUUCACAAGAUGGAACGGCUGGCUCCAAAGCAUGGAGACUGGAGGAUGGACGAUGGACUCGUUCCCGUGCGGCUCAUUCCGGACGGCUGAAUCUUUCCGGAGUUCAGUGUCGACGGUACUGAAGCUGAUGAAGAGGGACUUGGACGAUGGACGUCCAUUCGCCCCGGAGAGGAUUAAGGAGUAUAAUCCUUUAGAAGGUGUUGAUGAGCCCGAGCUAAGAGCGGAACUCAUCGAGAAAUGCAUUGCUAGUCGCCGAGGGGAAGCUGCGGUGGAACGCCUCACGGGCGUUGCUCGCUUAGUCGCUUCGGAACUCUUAUCCCGCUACAACGACAGCGGGAUAAUGAGAAGCAUGGGUCGUGGGCUUUAUCAGGCCGUUGAGUACCUCGCGUACACAGAAGGACAAAUAAAGCAGGAAGUGACAUCUCCUUUGGAUGACGAAGACGAGAUGAUGCGGACGGGCGACCGUCGUGGAAGCAAUGAGCCUUCCCCUGGGGAAGGCUCAUCGACUCGCCAGCGUGCGGAAUCGCCCGCGCUUAGUCCGCUUCCGGAGAGUUCUCCUCCAGUACGCCAUCCUGGCAAGAGGAGGGCGCCUUUGGGGGAAGAGGAAGAGAGCGACGACGAGGCCACGUUUGACGUCGGCCUCAAUCACGUCGUUGCUCUCGCCCGAACAGCGGAGGUCGAGGGGAGUCUGAUGAACGAGGUCCCGGGUACCCACCUGGAGUAUCUCGUUCAGCAGAUCUCCCUCUCGUGCCAGGCCCUCAGCGAGCUGAGGAGCGCGGUGCGGCCAUGUCGCAAGAGAUGGCAUGACCCGGCGGACGUGGCGACGGCCACGUCGUCUAUGAUAGAAGGCAUAGUCGCGCAAGUGGCUGUGCUUCGAGGUGUCAUAGACAAACGUCGUGGUAUGGGGGUGCACAAGGAGGUGCAGAUGGCGACGAAGCGCCUGGAGGAGAUCCUGGAAGAGGAGAAACGUAGAAGGGCGUCUCCAGCGGCCAGGAUCCACCAGGAUGUUGCAGUGGAGUCAACUGCCGGAUCGCGGCCGCCGAAAGCAUCUUCCCCGAAGAUGGGCAAAGAAGUCUCGACGCAGACUGUCGUCGAUGACCCACCGGCCGAUUCACCAAAGGGUCCGGACGAGACGGAGAAAAGGAAGAGGAAGAGGAAGAAGAUACUGCCCGUCGCUGCGGGUACUGCCGCCGGAUCAGUUAGUGCGUCCACCGGGACGCCUACUGACCGGCCGAUGGCGGACCGAGCCAGCGACAUGGUGUCCGCGGAAGGGGAUGCGGGAGCUGCUCCCGCUGAACCUCAGUGGUCCCAGGUCGUGGGACGCAAGUCGGGCAAAACAAAAAAGAAGAAGGAGGAUACGGCGGCCGAGGCCAAACCUCCUCCUCAGACGAUGACGGCUCAGGCGAUAAAACGCCAGAAAGCGGCGAGACUGCGUGCCAAAGUGCCCCGCACAGAGGCCGUAGUGAUCGGCCCCCUAAAAGAGGGGCAGAAGUAUGCCGCUGUCAUUGGCACAGCCAUGGCCGCGGUGGAUCUCCGGGCUCUGGGCAUAAAUGUGUCCGGGACCCGGAGAACGCAGACGGGUGCCGUCCUCUUGGAGGUCCGGGGGUCGGCCGAACAAGCUGACCUCCUGGCGGCAAGUCUUAGGGCGGCCCUGAAGGAUAUGGACGUGCGGGUACAUCGGCCGUCGAUGACCUGCACCGUCCUCCUCCUGGACGUUGAAGAGUGGCAGGAGGAGCAAGAUGUGCAGCGAGCACUGAGCACCGCCCUGACGUCUCCGAAUGGAGAACUGCCGCCGCUAGUGGGUCCAAUUACGGUCCACACAAAUGCUGGCGGUAAAGGGCGGUAUGCGAGGUGCGAGGUGCCCCUCAAAGUUGCUCAUCGCCUGGCAGGUCUAGGCCGAGUCCGGGUCGGGUGGACGUCCUGUAGACUGAGGAUUCUCGAUAAGGGACCUCAGUGCUACAGGUGUCUAGAACGCGGGCACAUAGCUCACGCGUGCAAGGGACCGGACCGGUCGAAGGCCUGCUUCAGGUGUAAGAAGGAGGGGCACCUCUCCAAGGACUGCCCCGGAAGCCGAAACAAGGUAGAAGGUCGGGCUUCAAAACCGACCAGAAACCAGGAAAAAGAAGAAGAUGGCCUACCCCCACCUCCAAGUGGUCCAACCCGGGCAACGGACCCCCUAGUGGGGUCCGGCUAACGGGGGAGGCUACGCCGCGCUGUGAUUCAGCUCUAGUGUAGACUUGGGCCGUAUCACAGCGCGGUGGUAUGAAGCAGAGAAGGCGACGUGGGCCGCCCUGAAGCAAUGCCUCACGGCAGUUCCAGGGCG